Messenger RNA from Anopheles bellator, 4786 nucleotides. RefSeq names its product nuclear pore complex protein DDB_G0274915. Lineage: Eukaryota; Metazoa; Arthropoda; Insecta; Diptera; Culicidae. The coding region runs from base 1 to 4785 and encodes 1594 amino acids. The record is from RefSeq and is a predicted model, not a curated record. The transcript is spliced from 2 exons.
AUGUUCACGCGCGACACGAAAGGCGCCCCGGCGACCCCGGUCGCGGGUGACACCCGGAACGUGAACAAACCAAAGCAGUUGUCCUCGUUGACGCGCACGGCAAGUCUGAGCCGUUCCUCCCUUCACACAACGCCGAUCGCGGAAUCGACGCACAUCGGGCUGUUCGGGAGCCCGGGCCCUAGCAUCGGAGCCUCGCGCGGGGAAGGAGUGUGGAACGGUAGCGCCGGCGCCAGCGCCAGCACCAGCACAGGGCAGUUCAAGCGCAAACCCACCUCGCCCCUGUCGAACAGCAGGACUCUGUUCAAAAGCAGCAGCAAUCUCUCGAUCUUUGGACGUACAAAUUCGCAGGUUUACACCGACGCCCAGAGCCCGGGACUGGUGAACCGAUUGGUGCGUUACUACGACCGUGAGCAAUCCAACGGUGCGAUGAACCGUUCGCACUCGCUGUCGAGCGUGUACAACAAACCCGGCCAGUUCCCGGUGGUGCAUCUGCGCAAACAGGAACUCCGCUACGGGCUGGGUGGUAGGCGGAAGGGUAACCUGAGCACGUUCCGUAUCCCGCCACCGGAGCAGUCCGUGUUUCAGGUUACCAAACGCAGCAGCAUUUUGCGCACCGGUUCGCUCCUUAUGCCCGGUGGCAGUGAAACACAAAGCUACGGUUCUUCUCCGUUCGGUGUCCGAGGAACGGCAACUGUGGGUGGCGUUCUGCAGAGGAGUACUACUGCGAAGCCGCCGCCGCUACCGGCCACAGCUGGCCCCGGAUGCGAUGAGUCGGAUGUCGAAAACCGGGUCAUAACACCGUGCGCCGAACCGGAAGCGACCCCGACGAGGAGUGUGCUCGAUGCGCUGAAGGAAAUCUCUCGUAAGCGCAUCAACAGCGAGGAGCUAGACGCGGACCGGAUUAAGAAACAGUGCAAGGAACUGUCGGAGUUGGAUGCGGCAGGCAGUGGCCCACCAUCGGCGACCGCUGCUGUUGCUACGGGCACUUUGGGACUUGCGGCCAAGCGUAGCCGAGAGCAAGCGUCGUCCACGGGCUGUGGCAGUCCCUCGUCUCCUUCAGACGGUUCCGGUGGCACUAUCGCGGCCGGUGAACAGCAAUCGCUAAAGAAGCGGUUCUGCAGCAAAAACAAUGACAUUCUCAGUUCGCUCAGUUCGAGCCUCGUAGCAGUCCACACGCCAAAACAGCGCGUCAUAGCGCCGCGUGCCGAACGACGCCUGCAAUUAACCGUUGGGUCACCGUCGUUAUCCGCAUCGUUGCUCAGUUCGAUGCCGACGUCCUCCUCGACACCUCUUUCAGAGGCAACCGGACUUCCUGGCAGUAGUGGUUCCCUUCGAGUUGACCGGGAGCUGGCGGAUGCUGGCGGCGGCAGUGAUAGUGGCAGCGGUGCGUUGCAAAACGCAAAAUCAACACCCCUAUCCGUGCCACCAUGGCCUCACCGAACGGGACCAUCGGCAUCGACGGACAGUCCUCAGCCAGAUCACCGGGUACCACCAAAGAUAACGCUGUUCAAUCGGCCGUACGAUGCAAAGGCGUCGCCGAAGACGGCGCCACGAGUGACAGUGACCAGUGAUGGUGAAGAGGACGAAGGUGCUGAAGGCGGUGGCCGGGUGCACUUUGUGAAGCCGAAGGAAAAAUCUGCAUCAGGAAUAUCCGGGUCCGGUGGAACGGCCAGUAGUGAUCCGCUCAAGAAACCGCCGCCCUCGAAGCUGUCCGUUAUGCUGAAGUGUUUGAGCGGUGACUUGGGAGAGGACGACGAAGAAGAAGAAGAGGAAGUCGUGCAAGAAGUGGCAACAAUGACGCCGAAAACACCGCAAGCAACGGCGGUGUCUGGUAGCGGAACAGUGUCAGGAAUCAAGUCUGCUUUCGCUUUCACAACCCCGAAGGACACAGUAGACGCACCCAAGUUAAACAAAGCAGGAAAAUCAGAAACUUCUAAAGCACCUACAGUGAACCAGUCGACGCCAACGGCAACAUCGCCCGGCGACGGAAUAUCGGCACUACUGAAUAAUCCGAUUAAAGACGCCGGUCUAGGAAAGACCGUGACACAGCAGCCGGAAAAGAGCGCGGUUUUGUCAACUCCACAAAAGGAGGCCACGCUCGGCACGAAAACAUCGACUGCGAAACCAGCAGAGGUUGGCCAGAAACAAGUUGCCUUUACAUUCGGCCCAACGCCACUCUCCACGGCAUCGGCAACGGUAACAGCAACAACAGCAGCGACCGACGCGCAGGGAACAAACACACUGACCUCAUCGGCUGCACCCGUCAAUUCACCGGUCAACCCGACAACAACAUCCGCAGCAUCAUCGACACCAGCCCCAGCAGCGACCUUUAGUUUCGGAACGCCAACUGCAAAGACCUCGAUGCCCAGCGGAGCAGCACCAACCCCGGGCAAUCUGAUUUCCUUCUCUCCCGCUCCAGGAGGAUUCGGUGCGACCUCGAACACCACGCCCAUGUUUGGUGCAAAACCUACUUCACCGGUGGUGCAGUUUGGUGCGGGAAAUGCCACCACAACGACAACGGCAGCUCCAUCGCAAACUCCCGCUGCUGCAUCCUUGUUUACAUUUGGAGCUUCUGCUACUGGCAGUGCUGCUGCAACCACCAGUACCACCUUAGCGACCUCGGCCACGACUCCAACCUUUGGUAAAAGCACUUUUAGUGCGUUCAAAUCCCCAUUGGCCACUUCCAGUGCUUCCCCUUCAACGACCGUACCGACGACGACGACGACGAAUGUUGUCGGAAGUGGAACAUUUUCGGCUGCACCGGAAACAACCUCCCCAAGCACGUUUUCCUUCGGUGCUGUGGUGUCCUCUUCCAGUACUUCGACAGCCCCGGCGCCCCCGGUGUUUGGUUCCACGGCAGCUCCAUCAACCGGAAGUACCUUCACCUUCGGAGGUACGGUCAAACCAAGCGUUCCGACUACUACUGCAACGCCUGCAACGGCAGCUUCCGGUGCAUUCACAUUCGGUGCCGUUGCCAAAUCGACAGCGCCGGGUGUUGCUCCAUCCAGUGCAACGUUGUCGCCGAGCACAUUUUCCUUCGGAGGCACUCCUGCAUCACUUCCGGCCAGCAGUAAUACCAUCAGCAAGACAGCUACAAGUGUGCCGGCUACGUUUACUUUCGGUGGACCAAAGGCGGCAGAAGCAACGGCAACUAGCGAAACAACAAACCUGUUCGCAGCUUCCGCUCCGAACGUGUUCGGUGCAUCCUUGGCUUCCUCCGGUAACAAUCCUCAAGCAACAGCAGCGGCAGCGGCACAGGGAGCAGCUCCUGCGGCGGCGAAUCUUUUUGCCGUUGCAUCCCAAACAGCCCAAUCGGCAACAGCUAGUGCCGCAUCGUCCACUUCCAUCUUCGGUGGAUCUACAGUAGGCAUACCUACGGCGGCCGGUACCAAUGCUCCGUUGCCUUUCACGUUUGGUGCCAAAAGCACCACCCCAGCCACGGCGCCCACGGCACUUCCGAAUGGACAAAAUCUGUUCGCUUCGCCCUCGACCGGAACUUCUAACACAGCCGCUUCCGCUGCAUUAUUCACUUUCGGGUCGCAAAACUCCAACAAUUCGGCCACACCAAACCCGAACGUAGCGGCAACCAACAGUGCACCACAAGGGGUCGGCAACGGCACAACUACACUGGGCUCAACGUUCGGGGGCAAUUCGGGAUUGCAAAACAGCAACCAAACACAACCGGCGACCACUAAGGCACCCUUUACAUUCGGUGCAACAGCAAAACCGUCGGCACCUGGAAGUGGCAUUUUCGGCGGCCAACCACCAGCAUUCGGUGCAACGCAAUCGGCCGUUCCAACGUUCGGAUCCGGCUCCACUGGUGGUUCAAUUUUCGGAAGCGCCGCCACCAAUACGGGUUCGGCGGGAGCCACGGCUCCGGCCAAUAUUUUUGGCUCAUCGACACAGCCGGUUAAUGGAGCACCGAAUGGACCCACGGCGCCAUCCGGUCCCAGUGGUGGUGCUCUUUUCACGUUCGGAGCCACCAACAAUGCCAACAGCGGUAUUGGUGGAUCUGCAACGGUUGGCAGCACAUUUGGAACACCCGUCGUCGGCAAUGGUAACACGUUCGGUCUCACGAAUGGCUUGGGCAGUGGCCAACAACAACAGCAACAACAGUCCCAGCAGCCACAGCAGCCACAGCAGCCACAGUCGAGCAAACCGUUUACGUUCGGUGCGGGCACAGUAGCCACGGCACAAACAGCAGGGCCGACACCCGGAGGGUUUAACUUUAAUCUCGGUUCCAACGUGCAGUCGAGUCCUGUGGCCAAACCGUUCGCCUUCGGUGGUGGUGGCGCUGCUGUUGGUGGUACUAAUGUAGCUAGCAGCAAUCCACCGAUGUUCGGUGCUCCGCAACCGCAACCGUCGGCCGGUUCUCCGUUCACGUUCGGUGCCAGCAACAACACACAGCAACCAGCGGCCAACACGUCCGGUGGACCGUUUACGUUCGGUUCCACGCAAAUCUCGGGUCCGGCAGGAGGGCCGCCGCCAAAUGUGGUGUUACCGUUUAGCUUUUCGGCCGGCAAUGUGGCCACCGUAGCACCGCAGCCUCAGCAGCGACAGCAAGCGGACGGUGCUCCGGCACCGUUCACGUUUAAUGCCGCCGGCCGUGGAUCAUUCGGAGGGGUCGCUGGUGCACCCGUCGGUGGUGCACCGACGUUUGGUGGGGCACCCGUCUUUGGUGCCCCGACCGGUAUGCCAACGUUCAGCAUCGGCACCAACUCGACCCCGAACGGACCACCGGCCGGGCAACGGCGCAUCAAAACCGCCACCCGCCGUAUCAAGUGAC